This is a messenger RNA of Neodiprion fabricii, 1168 nucleotides long. RefSeq lists its product as uncharacterized. The transcript is spliced from 8 exons. NCBI's taxonomy places the organism in Eukaryota, Metazoa, Arthropoda, Insecta, Hymenoptera, Diprionidae. The record is from RefSeq and is a predicted model, not a curated record. Bases 196 to 1029 code for a protein of 277 amino acids.
GGUGUUAGUGGGGGUUGCCAUAAAUGUCUCGCAGAAAUUUUCAAAUUUUCCCGCGGCGCGGCAGCACCGAGCGCUGCCUAUACUAGUCGAGCUUUUUUCGACGCGGACGCGCAGUGUAAGGUCCAACCCCCGAACCAAACGGUCAUCCGAAUCUAUAGCGAACGAGUGUGGUUAGCAGAUCAGUAGAGCGGCAAAAUGGACGCGCGAUUCAAAAGCAACCUCGAUAUGAUUGGCCGUAAUGAGCCGAUCACAAAGAAAGCCAAGUUCUGGCAAAGCUACGUACGCGCGCUUAAAGGAACCGACGACAUGAGGGCUCCCGAACACACCCACAGGCCCCGUGGUAUCUACCGCUCCGAUUUCCCUGAGCUGCAUUCCACCUCGUGGCCUUGGGGCAAGUCCAUCUACGACGACCCCAUCCACGCCGGCGAGCGCAUCAACGUGCCUGGUUACAGGUACCUUCCCGUUCACCGUGAGAUUUACGGCUACUCACCCAGGCAGCUGUACCCCCACCAGUACAAGCCAGUUGAGCGCUAUACUCCCGCGAAAGAUUUCGAUGCUGACAAGGCUUGGAACGCCCACCUCGACCGUCUUGCCGAUAUCGAUAGAAUGUACCCGAGCCCGACACCGCUGCUUCAUCGACACAGAAACCGACCCGGAUCUCCCAUCACGACGAAGCCACUAUUCGACAUUCACGGUCACCUGCUCGAUGAUUUGGCGAACAUCCCGUCGUUCCCGACUCUCUUGCGCAAGAAGCCGAUCUGGGAUCUGCUUUCGCCAUCGCCGGCGGUGCCGAUCAGCGCUUUCGCAAGAGACCCGUGGUGGUACCCGAGCUACGCGCCCUACAUCCCCAACUACGCGCAAUACAGGACUCCGUUCUAUCUGAGAGACAGCUACCUGAGCCCAGUGAAGCGUCGCUACCUUUGGAGCCGACACCCCCUCAGGCCUCUGGGUAAUUUCUCGAAUUGUACCUAUUAUUCAAAGCCAAGUCCACGAGUAUGCUUUACGGAGCCAUGGUACAACCAUUGGUAAUCAGAUGCAACGUGAGCUGCCGCCUUCUAAGGGACUUCACUUCGCCGCCCAAGAAGUAACGAGCGAAAUUGACGAAAAAAAGAAUAAUUUCGAAUUGAAAGUGGAUAAAACAAAAAUAAAUAAAAACGAAAAAAAAAAA